AUGGAGAAUAGGAAAUUUUGCACUGAAAUAGUUAGCCACAGUACAGCUAAUGAUUAUACUCCUGAUUGUGAGUCUUUCAACAAUAUGAAACCUACAAAUUAUUUUAAGGAAGAAGAGGAUAGAUAUGGAAAAAGUAAAAUAAGAUAUAAUAAAUAUUAUGUACAAAUCACAUUGAUUAUAGUAGUUAUAAUUAAUAUAAUUCUAAUGGGUCUUGUAGUAUUCACAGUCAUUUCAUUUGGCAGUAUGAAUUCAACUAGCUAUAAUGGUAAUUCUUUCCAAACUAAAAAUAGGGUAAAUAAUAAUGGGAGAUUAAGAUAUUAUCCAGACUCAAUAUCUAAUGUACCAAUGAAUAUAAAGAAAUCACCUAGUAUACUUCCACUUCACUUGUUAUAUAGUGCACCAUUAGAAUCUAUUGAAAAUGUAGAUGCAAUUGUUUUGGAAAUUCUAGAUAGAAAUAACUCAUUAAAUAAUUCUAAAAAAGUACAAUACCUUUUUCAUAUAGAAUCAGCAUCUAGAGAAGUCCCUUUAGAAGAAUAUGGAUCUAACAUUAACAGUUCAUCUCCUAUUAAUUUGAAGUUAAAUUUAACUGGUGGAAAAUCCUUAAUUUUGGGAAAGGACAAGGCAUUAUUAUAUGAAAAAAGUGGAAUAUUACUUCAUACAAUUACAUUUACAACAGAAAAUAAUGAUAUAUUAUUAGAAAAUAAUGAGUUAAAUAAUAAGUAUAAAGGAGAUAAUAAUAAAGAUAUACAAGUACGACAAUUAAUAUCUAGUAAUUCAUACAAAUCUUCAUCAUAUCACUCUCUAAAAACGCAAAGUGCAUAUAUGGCAGCAGUUUGUAAAUAUGGAUGUGGUGAAAUGGGAGUUACAUACCCAUAUUAUUAUCGUCCAUUUUUUGGAUAUGGUUUUCCAUUACUAGGAACAGAACCCUAUUUUCACAGUGGUUAUGGAGGAAAUAUUGAUACAGCUAUGAGUAAUAACAUGUUUAAUCCAGAAGCAACACAUCCACGACCACCUGGAUUGCAAGCUACACCUGAAUAUUCUCCAUUUACAAUAGUUGAUAAUCCAUAUAGUUAUCCCUAUUCAGUUGCUCCAGGUGGUGGAUAUUAUUAUUAUUAUCCUGCCCCUCAAAGUGAGACAGAAGAACUGGAAUUACAAGAAUAA
Molecule: messenger RNA, 1161 nt
Organism: Cryptosporidium muris RN66
Lineage: Eukaryota; Apicomplexa; Conoidasida; Eucoccidiorida; Cryptosporidiidae
Exons: 1
Coding region: 1-1161 (386 amino acids)
Source: RefSeq, a predicted model, not a curated record